Molecule: messenger RNA, 291 nt
Organism: Microthlaspi erraticum
Lineage: Eukaryota; Viridiplantae; Streptophyta; Magnoliopsida; Brassicales; Brassicaceae
Source: the annotation of a GenBank genome assembly
AUGGAAAAGUUUCAGGCUGAUUUCAGUUCACAGUUCCGGAUGAAAGAUCUUGGUCAGAUGUCUUACUUUCUUGGGAUUCAAGCUCAACAUCAUCUAAAGGGGCUAUUCUUAUCGCAACAACAAUAUGUAGAAGACUUGUUAGCUGUAGCUGCUAUGUCUGAUUGUGCUUCUAUUCCUACACCACUACCGUUACAGCCUCACCGAGUCUCUCAUCAAACUGAGUUCUUUGAGAAUCCUAAGUAUUUUCGGAGUUUAGCUGGGAAACUACAGUAUCUCAUUGUUGGACUUUGA